Molecule: messenger RNA, 1066 nt
Organism: Amphiprion ocellaris (clown anemonefish)
Lineage: Eukaryota; Metazoa; Chordata; Actinopteri; Pomacentridae
Product: calcium-binding protein 2
Exons: 8
Coding region: 152-802 (216 amino acids)
Molecular function (GO): calcium ion binding
Source: RefSeq, a predicted model, not a curated record
CCUCUCUGACGGUGGGAGGUCAGGAGUAGGAGGAAAAACCAGAACGGACGGGAUGCUGUGCAGCCAGUAGCAACACAAGUGGGGCACAGGAGAAAGACGAGAAGCUGCUCGACUUCUGACAGGUUUCUCACUGUUUGGAUUGAGGAUAAGCAUGUCCACAGGAGACAGGACCCCUUCUACAACCUCCAUCGACUCCGCCUCAACAGAAGGCAAAGAUGGACCCUCACCUUCUGGUUCAGUCUCUGAAGCGCCCAAGAAAGCAUCAAAAAAGUCCAGCAAAAAAAACACAGAGAAUAAGACCAAAGUCUACAACUCUGUGCUCGACAGUGUUUUUGGGGCGGACAGAGAACUGGCUCAGGCUGAAAUAGAUGAGCUCCAUGAGGCCUUUAAGGAGUUCGACUAUGACCAAGAUGGCUACCUGAACUACAAGGAUGUGGCUGAAUGCAUGAGGACGAUGGGAUACAUGCCCACUGAGAUGGAGCUGCUGGAGAUAGUCCAACAGAUCAAGAUGAGAAUGGGCGGGCUGAUGGACUUUGAAGACUUUACUGAACUGAUGGGACCCAGGAUGAUGGGAGAAACUGCUCACAUGCUGGGACUCAAGGAGCUCCAGUCGGCCUUCGUACAGUUUGACCUCGAUGGAGACGGAAAGAUCAACCAAGAGGAGAUGAAGGAGGCAGUUAAGAGCCUGCUGGGGGAGAAGCUGAAGAAAGGAGAACUGGAGGAGAUCCUGAAGGAGCUGGACAUCAAUGCAGAUGGAAACAUUGACUUUGAAGAGUUUGUGAUGAUGCUCUCCAUUCGCUAAUCGUUAGACUGUCUGUGAAUCAGCAGUAAAUCCAGUCUCAAUUUUUGUAACUUGUGCUUGUGACAUAGGCGUAGACUUCUAUCACAUAAUGUGUGCCUAACUAUGUAACAAUUAUUUAAAUGAUGAAUUGCUAAGAAAGUGGAAUGAUACUGCGUAAUUCCUGAGUGGCAUCAGAUGCUAAUUUAGUCGAUCCAUGAACCUUUUGAUGUGAUCUGUGAAUACGACUGAAAUAUUUUGCUAUUUUAUUAAAGAAAUUAAAACAUU